AUGUCCGAUUGCGGGCUGACGAACGACGAUCUGGACGACAUCAGAUCGUGCCUAGAAGCUGCAGGAGUAUCAACGAUCGUAGAACUGUUGCUCGACACCAAUGGCCUGACAGCCCUCAAGCCCGACGUAUCAGGAUCGUCGGGAACAUUCGACGGCAUGACUUCUCUGGAGGUUCUUUCUCUAUCGGCGAAUGAGCUCACCACGUUGCCCGCUGACCUGUUUGGAAGCCUCACCUCCCUGGUAUCCUUGUUUGUCGACGAUAACAGUGACCUAACCUGUCUCCCCGACAUCCCGAGCAGGUAA
Molecule: messenger RNA, 303 nt
Organism: Ectocarpus siliculosus
Lineage: Eukaryota; Phaeophyceae; Ectocarpales; Ectocarpaceae
Source: the annotation of a GenBank genome assembly